Messenger RNA from Suillus clintonianus, 844 nucleotides. Its product is annotated as type 1 hydrophobin. Gene Ontology annotation, cellular component: fungal-type cell wall. NCBI's taxonomy places the organism in Eukaryota, Fungi, Basidiomycota, Agaricomycetes, Boletales, Suillaceae. Bases 339 to 701 code for a protein of 120 amino acids. The transcript is spliced from 4 exons. The record is from RefSeq and is a predicted model, not a curated record. Gene Ontology annotation, molecular function: structural constituent of cell wall.
CCUCCAGAGUCCAGAGAGUGUCGGAAGCCUCCUCUUCAACGUUGCAUAUCGACGCCAAUGUAUCACAAAUUUUAUCAUGAUUUUUUGAUGUCGUGCGACAGGACACAGCGCGCUUUACGGAGAGGUUCAGAACGUUCAGGCCAGGUUACCAACCCCAAUGGGACGAUACUCCUUCAGAUAAAUUGCUUCCGUUUUACUUCCUUAACGUACACGCUUCUAGCCCCGCUCUAAAGCUCACGGCGUAUAUAAAGGCAGCGGCAACAACCUUCUUUCAUCAACCCACUCAGUCACUCAUUUUUCCCGUCAAAAGUUUUAACCCCCCACCCCACACACAUAACAUGUUCUCUCCUUCCGUGUUCCUCGUCUCUCUCCUCGCAUUCGUUGUGGGAACCAGUGCCGUACCCACCUUGUCCGCUCGUGACAACAGUACGUGCAGUUCAGGUGCACAGUGCAACACUGGUACCGUCUCAUGCUGUCAAACCACAUAUGCCUCCGACAGCCAUUCGCUGAGCAGGAUCACAAGCGCAUUGAACAUCGCCCUUGACCCCGUCGAGGGCUCCGUCGGAAUGGGCUGCAGUCCCAUCAGUGUCAUCGGCACUGGCAGCGGCGCGGUGUGUAACCAGGAGCCCGUCUGCUGCAGCGGCAACACAUACUACGGCCUCAUUAACAUUGGGUGCUCGCCGAUCAACAUUUACUUGUAAUCGAGAUACCAAAAAUCGUUCCCCCCCAAGGGUGAUUUACUCCACUGUCGUUGACUCUUUGUAGUGUUUCUUAGAUUUUUUGUUCUAAUCGUAUUUGAGCACCUCUGCGAUAUUUGCGCGGUUCGCAACUCUGUUAUUUGGAU